Psammomys obesus (fat sand rat) is the source of this 7299-nucleotide messenger RNA. RefSeq names its product alkylglycerone phosphate synthase (gene Agps). The coding region runs from base 49 to 2061 and encodes 670 amino acids. The record is from RefSeq and is a predicted model, not a curated record. Gene Ontology annotation, biological process: lipid biosynthetic process. Gene Ontology annotation, molecular function: FAD binding; alkylglycerone-phosphate synthase activity. Lineage: Eukaryota; Metazoa; Chordata; Mammalia; Rodentia; Muridae. The transcript has 20 exons.
GCCCCUGCCGCCAGUCGCCGCAGUGACUGCCGGGAUGCGCCGCAGCGAAUGGUCGCGCGGGGCGCCGCUCUGAGUGACCUUUCACCCGCGCCCAGCGGCCUCGGGCGGCGGCACAAGCCGGAAGCCAUGGCGGAGGCGGCGGGCGAGGCGGGCGCGAGCGAGCGGGACCCGGACGCGGGCCGCGCGCACCGGCGGCUGCGGAUUCUGUCGGGCCAUCUGCUGGGCCGGCCCCGGGAGGCUCCGAGUACCAAUGAGUGCAAAGCGCGGAGAGCCGCGUCGGCGGCCGGGGCGUCGCCCGCCGCCACUCCCGCCGCGCCGGAGUCGGGCACCAUCCCCAAGAAGCGGCAAGAACUUAUGAAAUGGAAUGGAUGGGGCUAUAAUGAUUCCAAGUUCUUCUUCAAUAAGAAGGGCCAGGUUGAGCUGACUGGGAAAAGGUACCCUCUUAGUGGCUUGGCUUUACCAACUUUGAAAGACUGGAUCCAGAACACCCUUGGAGUAAGUCUGGAGCAUAAAUCUACCUCUAAACCAUCCUUAAAUCCUAGUGAAGCGCCUCCUUCUGUUGUGAACGAAGACUUCCUUCAGGAACUUAAAGAAGCUCGCAUUUCCUACUCACAGGAAGCGGAUGAUCGAGUGUUCAGAGCUCACGGUCACUGUCUUCAUGAGAUAUUCUUGCUCAGGGAAGGGAUGUUCGAGCGGAUUCCUGAUAUAGUUGUAUGGCCAACAUGUCAUGAUGACGUGGUUAAGAUUGUGAACCUAGCAUGCAAAUAUAACCUUUGUAUCAUCCCAAUUGGUGGAGGAACAAGUGUGUCAUAUGGCUUGAUGUGUCCUGCAGAUGAGACAAGAACAAUAAUUUCUUUGGACACUUCACAAAUGAACCGGAUUCUCUGGGUUGAUGAGAACAAUCUGACAGCUCACGUAGAGGCUGGGAUAACAGGACAAGAUUUGGAAAGACAGCUUAAAGAAAGUGGUUACUGUACAGGUCACGAGCCAGACUCCCUGGAGUUCAGCACCGUGGGAGGGUGGAUAUCUACGCGAGCAUCAGGCAUGAAGAAGAAUAUCUAUGGCAACAUUGAGGACCUGGUGGUUCAUAUGAAAAUGGUGACACCCAGAGGUGUAAUAGAGAAGAGCUCCCAAGGACCUCGCAUGUCAACGGGCCCUGACAUCCAUCACUUCAUCAUGGGAUCUGAAGGAACUCUUGGUGUAAUAACAGAAGCUACAAUAAAAAUCAGACCAACCCCGGAAUACCAAAAGUAUGGCUCGGUAGCUUUUCCUAAUUUUGAACAAGGAGUAGCCUGUUUAAGAGAAAUUGCAAAGCAGAGAUGUGCUCCUGCAUCCAUCCGCCUCAUGGACAACCAGCAGUUUCAGUUUGGUCAUGCUCUUAAACCUCAGGUCUCCUCUAUUUUUACAUCAUUUUUAGAUGGAUUGAAAAAGUUUUAUAUUACAAAGUUUAAAGGAUUUGAUCCGAAUCAACUAAGCGUAGCCACGUUACUGUUUGAGGGGGACCGUGAGAAGGUUCUUCAACAUGAAAAACAAGUAUAUGACAUCGCUGCAAAAUUUGGAGGUCUGGCAGCUGGAGAAGAUAAUGGGCAGAGGGGGUACUUGCUGACUUACGUCAUUGCAUACAUGCGUGAUUUGGGUCUGGAAUACUAUAUAGUAGGAGAAUCUUUUGAGACUUCUGCUCCCUGGGACAGGGUUAUAGACCUGUGUAGAAAUGUAAAAGAGAGGAUCAGAAGGGAAUGCAAAGAAAGGGGGGUUCAGUUUGCACCCCUGUCUACAUGCAGGGUGACGCAGACCUACGAUGCAGGAGCGUGUAUCUACUUCUAUUUUGCCUUUAACUACAGGGGAAUUAGUGACCCGCUGACUGUGUUUGAACAAACUGAGGCAGCUGCUAGAGAAGAAAUCCUUGCCAAUGGAGGAAGCCUGUCACAUCACCAUGGAGUGGGCAAGUUACGGAAGCAGUGGCUGAAGGAGAGCAUCUCUGAUGUCGGCUUUGGGAUGCUGAAGUCUGUCAAAGAAUAUGUGGACCCCAGUAACAUCUUUGGAAACAGAAACCUUUUAUAACUCCAUUAAUAUCAUUAUGAAAACGUUACCUUUAAAAGUCAUCAGCUAUGGUUAUACCAGUAAUCAAAUAGAUCAUGGACUGUAUUUCAGCUACAUUUGUUUGUUGGUUUAAAAUGAGUUGGCUUUUGUUCUGUGCUUUGUUUCUACAUGUAUAGAUUGACAGAUGUUCCUGGGUCUCUCAUUGUAGGUGUACCAGUUUAUAGCCAACUGACUGGUAGUCAUUUCAGAUUUUAGUCAGGCAGCACAAGGCUGCCUGUUAUCUGAGGAGGAUGCUGCCAGCUGUUUCCCGUGCUCCUCCCUAGGUGAGCUGAGGCAGAUGGUGUCAUCCGUUGCUUGUCUAGCUGUCUUAUGUUGCGUCCUUUCUUCAACGUUUCUCUAAAGCAGCAAAGAUUCUGCUGGUGAGAGGUAUUUGUGUAUGUUGUUAAAACAUUCUUCCUGUGAGCAGGCCUUUGAGGAGGACACUUAUGACCCAGCUGGCAGUCUGUUACUAGCAUGCCUUCAUCUGUAUAAGGUGCUCAGCCUAAGCUUUGCGUGAAGUGAAUACAGUUACAAACUAAAAUUGCCAACAUACACAUUACUCUGUGAGCAGACACAUUUUUGACCUUGUGUCUGUUUCUAGUAGGGUGCAAGUUGUGCUUGUGUCACUGAGGUGUAACCUUUGGCUGUGUCCUAGAUCAUCCAUAACACGCUUUGUAAGGAAGCUGACUUACACUUGAAGAGCAGGUUUCACCACGCAGCGAAGCUCAUUGCCCGUCCUCCAGUCCUCACGUUUCUGCUGUCCCAUGCUUGUUGCCGGGUUGCACAAGCAGCUGCAGCGGGAACAAAAGGAAGGCUCCUGGACCCGCUGUCUCCAGUUUAAAGAGACAGUUGACUUGGGGAUUUGAAAGCUUCAGUAAUUUUAAUGACAACAAUCCUGUUUUCUAAUUAGUCACAGAUAGCCUGAUAAAUUUUCAUGGCAAAAUAGUUUCAGUUUAAUUCUUAAUAAUAAUUUAAUGCUUUUUUGAAUUACUGGUUUAACCUAAAUUUAGAAAAAUGUAUGAGUGCAUAUGCCAUAAUCAGAAGUUUGAAAUAUCCUAUUUCUUAAAUAAAAAGGAGAAUAUUAACCACAUUUAGCAGACAUUUUUACAUUCAGAACUGGAUAUUGAAAUUUGUGGAGCGAUUGCUUUAAAUCACUGUGUUGAGGUUCCUGAUUCACAUUUUGAGAUGGGUUCUUUUCUUAAUGCAAUACCUAACUUUUGAUAAUUUUUUAAAAUUAAUAUUUAAUCAGAUGAUGUAAGUCAAAAUGCAGACGAUCCUUUAAAAGGACACACUGUCUGUUUAUGUAGCAACAGCUCCAAAUACGUUGGGGCAGUUUCAUACCUUUUAUAUAUGAAGUAGCCUUAAGCAGAACAGUGAAAACUUAAAAUUGACAAAAGGAUAUUUUUAAGAACUCAAAAAGAUAAAUAAUUUUUAUCUAUUAAAAUUGGCCUCAAACUAACAAAUUUAAAUCUGUAGGAAAAUUAAUAUUAAGUAUUAGUUUAACAACAACUCAAUAUUUAUUUUUGGAAGCUGCCUCUUUAUUGAUGAUUUAUUUUUAAUUAUAAAAUUUACAUCAGAUCUUUGAUUAAAGACUUUGAUGGUUUGAAAUAGCUGGACACUUGAGGAAAUUGCCUCUAGAAUUAUUAGAUUCUUUGUAAAAUGCUUCUCUUCAUGAAGGCGAUUCUCUAAUUGGUCAUUGAAGUGUAACAUUUAGUAAGAUUCCAUCAUCUCGCUGGAAGUGUCUACAUCUUCCCAAGGAAUUAUUUUAAGACACAGUUUCAUUAGCAGAUGCAGCUCCUUGCAUGUGAUUGUUAAAAUAUUUUCCUCAAGGCAUUCAGAUUUCCACAGCCUUGGCAGUCUGUACUGUGUUGUAACUAACACUGGAAGUUGUUGGGUUCCCUGUACUCAUAAGCUUUAUGGCAGUUCGCAGUCUUUGUUUUUCUUUUCUGUGUAUGCAGGCCUCACAAGCCUUGAUUCUGUAAUGGUUACUACAUUUUGUAUUUGAAAUAAUUUCUACAGGGAUCAUUUUGGAACACGAGAAUGUUCAUUUGCAGUGUUUCACUCUCGUGUAAAUCAGGAAGCCUUCCCACCUGCUUCUGAGAGUGCCUCAGUGUAGACUAUGUCUGCUGAGGAACGUGAGUUCAUGAAUAUGCACAAAGCACUUAAACCUUGCCUCCUCUCUCGGAACUGUCUGCACUUGGCUUCAUGAAGCUCAACCCAGGAGAAUAUUGUUCUCUGAAGCAUCUUAACUUGUACGUUAGUUUCUUUAAAAGUUGCAGCCUGUUGGACUCGUCCUUCUUAUGAAAGCCAUAUAUGUGAUGUUUUGCUUGAAUCUGAUGAGGUCACAUGUAGGUGGGGGUUUCAGUGGAAUGGGACCUUGCUGCUAAUGAGAAGUGAAGUGAGAAGUCUCAACAGACAGGCUCCACUGACCUUGGAGAAAGCUGCCACAGUGUGUGGGGCCGUGUGUAAUGGUGCAUAAGUGAGCUGAGUCUCAUGCCAGAGAAGGUUCUGCACCUCUGACGUAGCCGCAUUGUGGAGGACACGUGCUCCUUGUGUCCAGCAUUUGUCAAAGAAUAAAGGAUUCAACUUUGCUCUUUUUAGGAAUGGGAGGUUGUUACUCAAAAUGCUUAUACAUUAUAGGAAUAUUGAUCUAAGGUUAUUUUUGGGUCUGGAAGCCUUCUCGUAUGCAUAUUUGUGCUGUUGGUGUUAUUUUGGAAAACAAAAGAUCAAUAAAAGACAAGCUUCCAUCAAUGUGUAUAUUAUAUCAGAUAUAAACACAUGUAAGAACCCUCCCUUUUCCCCUCCAGAAUAUAGUACUGAGUCCUAGUUUGCAUAUUUGAAAAAGCCUUUCUGCAUGUUGAUCCCAGAGAUACUUGUUUGUCAUAUUCUUUGAUCCCAACAACUUCUAAGUGUAACUGAUCAGGGAAGCUUUGAAGCCCUGACAUGAAGUGUGUUGCUGCAGGUGGGGUGGUUUGGUAUCACUGUCAGAGCACCGUGAUGUAGAAGGAUUGCCUUACACCGCGUCGUGACAACACUUGAGGCAGCCACAGGUGCUGUCUGUGGAAGGUGUAUCUUGUGUGAGGAGCGUUAGACCCAGUGAUGAAUAGUUUUAGUGAUUUUGAGGGUCUUAGCCCUCACUCAGUCUUCAGUGGUUUUGGUUUUAACAGGGCUCAGCUCAACAGGAGCAAAGCAGGCAGCACAGCAGCUGCAGGUGAGGGCUACAGAGACCCGAGUUUUCGCCAUUGGCUGGUCAGUCGGGGAGGCUUCGCUUGCCUUGGCUUGGCGCUUAUGUUCCAUUAUGAGCCAUCUGCCUACAGAGUCAUUUAGUUCUUAUUAAUUUCUCUUUACUGAGGAAAGGAAAUCACUUGCACACAAUAGGGAAAUCCUGAAAGUAUAAAAGGUUUUCUCAAACUGUUGAUAUGUCUGACUUGAAGGAUGUAACCAGCUCUCUGUUCCUUAAACCAAAUAGCAUUUGUCCUCAGUGUGUGAGACAUACCUGUAACAUCUGCUUGUAUAAUGUCAAGAGAUUAUAGAAACAUUGUUAAUAAAAUGGACAUGAGCCUAUGAUUUUUUUAAAUCAAAGGAAGUGUGAAGCUGUUUUUUUUUUCUUCUCUUUGCAUAUGUUUUCAGCUUUACUUUUUUAUUCUGUAUCUCCUUGAAGUUGAAGGUAGAAGAUAAUUUUUAUAAGUCUGCUAAUGUAGCACUAUCAAGAAAACCUCACUGGCUAACUCGCUUUGGCUAUAUAGCCGAGUAGAUCAUAAGCGAGGUUACAUCAGUCUCGGGCCAUUUUUAGACUGAGAUUAAACUCCUGGGUGGUGUUGAGUCUGUGAUGCGGGAGCAUUCUUUUCCAAGCCUGGCAGGUCACAGCGAGCAUUCGCUCACUCUCCUAAGUACAGUCAGCUCCUUAAUGCGGGGGUAAAGGUCACCAACAGAUGCCAUACCUGAGCCAAAGAACCCUCACAGAAGAGCCUCUAGUUCUGUGCACAUCUAAAGACUCCCCCCAAAGGGUGGUGGUGAUUCAUUUUUAAAGCAGGAAUAAGUAAUACAUUGUUUGAAUAUUUUUUUUUUUUUUUUAAGAUACUGGCGGCUUACUUCCUGAGAGCAAGGAAAUAGGAAAAAGAAAUCUUGACCAUAUUUUGCUCGGCUACACAUGCUGAUUGGAAGGCAGCCGGCUAGUGUUUCUCAGCAUCACAGCAUGCAUCCUGUGAGACACCAUCUGCUCGCUGUCCACAGAGGUCCUGCGACGCCUGCAUCAGGGUGGUUCUUUUAGAUAGGUAUUUCCUGAGUGAUGACGUAGGCGAUAUCCCCUAAAAGCUCACAGUGCCUUUUUGGGAUGUUUCUUUUUCCAUGAAACGGUUUAAAAUGAGAGAGGGUACGUCUGUAAAGACAAAGAUGAUUUAGCAAUUCAGUGUCACAUCAGACUUUGGUGGUUGUAUGUAGAAACACUCUCCAGUGUUGGUUUGGGUUAUCUGUAUCGGUUAGUUAUAUGCUGGACAUGGACUCAAACAUCUAACCACUCUGUGGGACUUGUGUCUCCAUUUCAUUCCUACUGUUCCAGUCCAGUUGCCCUGAGAUGUGGCUCGGCAAACCUUGAGACACCGCUCUCUGCUCACACAGCUUCCUGAGGAGUGGAGCCCAGAAGCAGGGUUUCUAGUUGUUACGCUGUGUCGUCUUCUCUGUGUGUGAUGGUGCUUUCGGAAUCAUGAGUAUUUUGUUCCUGGGCAGAAAAAAAAACUUCUGUGAGAAGUGGGGGUGUUCUCUACAGCUUUUCUUUUUUUGCUAAGUAUGUGAAAUACUUUGCUGUGAUCCAACUUGACUUGAAUAAUAUCCUGAGUCUUCCUCCAUGGCGGGUCAUGUUUCUGCCAGUACUGUAGUAAUCUUUUGGGAACUACCUGUGGGUAAACUGUGUACGUAAGCCAUUAUACCGCUGUAAUGACUGCAUAGGAAACAGUCCUCUUCCCUUUACGCUUACCGUCUAAAUGUGGGUAUGCUGUGGGAGGGCGACACCCCUGAGAGGCCCUAGUCGGCUUGCCAAGUUCAGCCUGAGCCACGCUGCUCCUUUCCACAAGGGCUCAAUGCAUAGUCCAUAUCCCACGCUUUCAGUGUGUGUUCGGAAUUUCCUUUUACUGGUUUUUCUUAGACUGUGUUGUUUUAAAACAGAAGUGCCCAUGUGUAAUUUUUUAAGAUGUGCUGGGAACAAAUAAAACAUUUCUAAAACCA